AGGUGAAUGGGACCAACUCUCGAAUUGCGGCCUCUCACAGCCGCAGUUGACGCUCGGAGACAAAAAAAAAAAAAAAGGACAAAAAGGAAAACAAAAACAAAAAGCUGUUGAUGGCAGCGCCCGUGGCUGGCAUGGGUCCAACUUCCGGGCUGCAUGCUGGGCCCAACCUGGAGAAGGGCCGCCGGGCGAUGGGCAGAUGCUGGCGGUGAGGGAAGCGCUUUGCCUGGGGCAUGCAUUAGUGCCAGCUUGACCGCCUCCCGAGGUGUGUCGGGAAGGUUUCGUCCUUGCAGCUGGGGAGUUGCGUGUCUCGUUCAUGCAGGCUGCCUGUCCCCGAAGCCGACAGGUGGUCAGGUCCUUUCGUCAGAGGGCUGGACUGGACGAGUAGGUACGAAGUACGGAGUACGACUACAGGACUUACUGUCGUCUACUGUGGAGGGCGGACGGGCCACGGCCGACCCGAAGUCGACUCCAGUUGCCAGGUGGCUGUUGCUCAGGUAUCACGCGAUAAGCACCGUGGUCCUGGCCCCUACCACACCACCACCACCACCACCACCACCACCACCACCACCACCACCAACCACCAACCACCAGGAGGUCAAGGUCAAGGUCAAGGUCAUGGUCAUGGUCAUGUUCAUCAUCCAUCCUUCGUCCCUGGGGUGGCUGACACGCGAUUCGUUUGAAGGAGAGGUUUCCAUGAGGUUCCAUCAUCCCAGGAUUCGAAUGAUCGAAGGGCCAUUCCAGGCCGAUCAUUAGGGUUUCCGGGGGGUUUGGUGGUGGUCACCGCGGUCACCGUGGUCACCUGGGUUGUCGCGCGCCCCUCAGCAGAGUUUUGGCUAACAUUCUCUCU
Messenger RNA from Aspergillus heteromorphus CBS 117.55, 847 nucleotides. RefSeq lists its product as uncharacterized. Bases 154 to 753 code for a protein of 199 amino acids. Lineage: Eukaryota; Fungi; Ascomycota; Eurotiomycetes; Eurotiales; Aspergillaceae. The record is from RefSeq and is a predicted model, not a curated record. The transcript has a single exon.